AUGCACUUCUUUUCAUUGGCAAGCAGCCUUGCUCUCGUGAGCUUGGCACUCGGCACUCCCGCCCCUCCCAAGACCAUCGUGGUCAAGCCUGUCCUGUGCCCAGCGAUCGAUUUCAGAAAGAUGAACACCGUCUUGACUGCCGUUCUCCCAAAGACACCCCGCACGAUCAAGGAAUGGCCUUGGGGACAGAUACCCAAGACAUGCAUGUCCCAAACCGAGAGGUUGAAGCUUGAUCCCUACAAAAUGAAGGUCUACGAAAUCCUGUACGAGGAUUGCCCCCGCCCGUGGUACGUAUGUCGCCACGAGACAGCCGAGAUGUCCAUCAAAGCCAUCGCCGAGAACUUUGGCCGUCUCCCUGUCGGUCUGCGGGACUUUGUCCGAUACCAAUUCGCUACUGGCCCCCGCAAUGGUGCAGCUGGCGGCACAGUCGUUCUGCCCCGAGGAGACGUGACCUAUUGGGGUAAUCUUACCGACUACCAAAGCACUUUUGUCCACGAGGCAGUUCACGCUGCUGAGUACUAUCGUGGGUACAAGAAGUAUGGAGGACUCUACGCGGAAUCGAAGCAUUGGAUGGACGAGUACAACAAGGACGACUGGCGCAGCGAUGACAAAUCAGCAAAGUCACCUGUUGAGGCUUUUGCCCAGAUGGGUAUUCUUGCCUUGAUCGACAAGCAUCUCCCAGCCGGCUUGACCAUUUUCGAGCCCAACUUCAAGCUUCUGUCUCAUCAACAUAACGCUUUGCUCGAUCUGAUUGGCGACGACCUCGACUUUGGCGUUACCUGUAACCGAAAAGAGCCUGAUGACGAGCCUAUUGUCUGCAUGGGCCCCAAGGUGGAUUGUGCGAACAUGCCAGAUCUGAAGUUCAUUCCUCCCAAGGAAAGUCUUGACCCUGCCCACUUCGGGGUCUGGCGAUCAGGCUCAGUGACCGGCUGCUAG
Messenger RNA from Fusarium coffeatum, 936 nucleotides. RefSeq lists its product as uncharacterized. Bases 1 to 936 code for a protein of 311 amino acids. Lineage: Eukaryota; Fungi; Ascomycota; Sordariomycetes; Hypocreales; Nectriaceae. The transcript has 7 exons. The record is from RefSeq and is a predicted model, not a curated record.